Molecule: messenger RNA, 4971 nt
Organism: Nerophis ophidion (straightnose pipefish)
Lineage: Eukaryota; Metazoa; Chordata; Actinopteri; Syngnathiformes; Syngnathidae
Product: flotillin-2a
Exons: 11
Coding region: 144-1433 (429 amino acids)
Biological process (GO): regulation of myoblast differentiation; protein localization to plasma membrane
Cellular component (GO): plasma membrane
Source: RefSeq, a predicted model, not a curated record
CGUGGAAGGGAAAAUCGAUACGGGUGUGACUGAAAGCUGCUGCAUGGAUGUUGUGAAGAAAUACUAGCGAGUCGUUGGUGGGGAAAGGGGCUAACGCAAUAGCGUCGUGUUUAUCGUAUAGGUUUUAAUAUUCUUUUUUUAAAAUGGGAAACUGCCACACCGUUGGACCUAACGAAGCCCUUGUGGUUUCAGGUGGCUGCUGUGGCUCUGAUCAAAAGACGUAUGUUGUUGGAGGCUGGGCUUGGGCAUGGUGGCUCAUCUCUGACAUCCAGAGAAUGUCUCUGGAGGUUAUGACCAUCCUGUGUCGCUGUGAGAAUAUCGAAACCUCGGAGGGUGUUCCCUUGGAUGUGACUGGGGUGGCCCAGGUUAAGGUGAUGACCGAGAAUGAACUGCUGGGUUACGCCUGCGAGCAGUUUCUAGGGAAGUCAGUCAUCGAGAUCAAGAGCGUCAUCCUGCAAACUCUUGAAGGUCACCUGCGUGCCAUCCUUGGCACCUUGACUGUGGAGCAGAUUUACCAAGACAGGGACAAGUUUGCCACUCUGGUCCGAGAGGUGGCAGCACCUGAUGUCGGCCGCAUGGGCAUUGAGAUCCUCAGCUUUACCAUUAAGGAUGUGUAUGACAAAGUGGAGUAUCUGAGCUCACUUGGCAAAACGCAGACAGCUGCAGUGCAAAGGGACGCAGACAUCGGCGUGGCAGAGGCAGAGAGAGACGCUGGAAUCAGGGAAGCCGAGUGUAAGAAAGAAAUGAUGGAUGUUAAGUUCUUAGCAGAUACAAAAAUGGCUGAUUCCAAGCGGGAGCUGGAAAUGCAGAGAGCAGCCUUCAAUCAGGAAGUGAACACAAAGAAAGCAGAAGCUCAGCUUGCUUAUGAGCUGCAAGCAGCCAAAGAGCAGCAGAAGAUCCGUCUGGAAGAAAUUGAAAUCGAAGUGGUCCAGAGGAAGAAGCAGAUCAAGAUUGAGGAGAAGGAAAUAGACCGCACUGAGAAGGAGCUCAUUGCCAUUGUGAAAAGGCCUGCUGAGGCAGAAGCCUACAGGAUGCAGCAGUUGGCUGAGGGACAGAAGAUGAAGACUGUCCUUACAGCCCAGGCUGAGGCAGAGAAGAUCCGCUUUAUCGGCGAAGCAGAAGCCGCCUCCAUCGAAGCUGUGGGCAAGGCUGAGGCUGAGAAAAUGAGGCUGAAGGCUGAAGCUUACCAGCAAUACGGCGCUGCUGCCAAGACAGCUUUGGUCCUGGAGGCUCUGCCCAUAAUUGCCAGCAAAGUGGCUGCACCGUUGGCCAAGACCAAUGAGAUUGUUAUCCUGAGUGGCGAAAGCAGCCGUGUUACAGGAGAGUUGAACCGUCUGUUAGCUGAACUCCCAGUUUCUGUCAACGCCCUCACCGGAGUGGAUCUGACCAAGAUUCCUCUGCUGCAGAAGUUGACCAGCCAAGCCGCCGUCUAAUGAAUCUGAAACCUUCACCAUAAACAAUAUCUGCCUCAAGCAUGACAACACUUUCUGACCUACUUAUGCAACUGCCACAAACACCAAACUAGUCUAGUUUUUUUGUGUUUUAUUCCCCCCUUCUUAGGUAAAAAUCUCUAGAUUAGUCAAUCAGGAUUUUAUGCUGCAGUCCCGUUCAAUUCAACAUCCUGUAUGUGUGUGUGCGUGCGUGCGUGCGUGUUUUCUAUUGUGUUUUACAAAGAGAACACACCGAUUGUGCUGGCAAAAAUCCCCCCCAAAAUAUUAAAUGUUGUCUCAUCUCCAAAGCUGUUUGAGUGCCGCAGCACUUCUGUCAGGUUGCAAUGUUAUUCCACUCAAAGUGUGCCAGCCCCACCUCGUGGUUACACCACUUUUCUGAUCGCUGUUAGCUUUUUCCUCGCCUCGCUUGUCCUCCUCCUCCUCCUCUUCUUCUUGGUCUGUGCUGUGCCUGUCAAAUCACCACUCAAGUGCCCUAACCUUUUAGGACGGUGGUUUGGCCUCAUAUGUGGUUCAGCUGCCUUUACUAACACACUAUUUGUGUUUUAGGAAGGAUGGCCUUAGGUGACCGAGUACCAGCAGGUCACCCAUCACUAGUACCUCAUGUAGCAUGUUGUAGACGCUCAGGGCCAUUCACUCUUUGCUUCUUUUUACCUUCUCGCUCUAAAAUUUACCGUUUUUUUUAGAAUAUUUACACAGUACUGUAGUCCUGUGUUUUGUUGUAUUUACAGUAACGCUAGUAACUAACAGUCGCAUGUACACAGCAGAUUAACGUGACAAGCAUCAACUUUUUUUCUUACUAUAACAUGUAAAUUGCUGGUAAAUGCAAACAUUUGAUAAAGAAGUUGAGACAUGAGCAGUCUAUUCGUACAGUAGGAAGGGGAUUCAUAUGGCUUCGUUAAUCGUGUUUCACCUGACACAUGAAACGUGACGACUUGAGGGGGGUUGCACUGUUCACUUUAGCCUACAGAUGGCAGAGUGUUGACUACCUUUAAAUGUGUUUUGUGGCAAGACCAACUUUGACCACCAAUGUGAGUUGAUUUGUAGAGUGGCACUUUCCAUUGUUUUCCGAUGACUGCUUUGCAAAAUGAUUAAGCCCAAUCUUCCUCUCACAGGUGAUCCAUCCAGGAAUGGGGCCAUAUGAAGCCCUCCCUACUGUACCGUGUCUACAUGUGCGCAGGUGUGAAUUCUGUCAAGUCUGUGUUUCCCAACCUAUUUAACUGAGGCACAUAUUUUAAAUUGGACAUAUCUCACUGCAUACAGAAUGAUGAAGGUUCUGUCAUAUAUUUAACAGUGCUGUCAAACGAUGACAUUUUCUAAUCAGAUUAAUCGCACUUUUGGAUUUCUAUUUAUCGUGAUCACAGGUUACUACUCUCUUACAUAAUAUAAAUUAACUUGAAUAAAGACCCAAUAUUUGGACACAAUCAAUUUUACAGUCAGAAUGUCAUCCAGGAAAAUUGUUAAAAUGUGCUACUGUAAUGCACAACAUUUAUUUGCCCGGAAUGUGGGCAAAUAUCUUAUGUCCAGUCUGGGUUUAUUUUGCAGUGAAAUUAGCCAGCGAGCACAACAUCUUGGCACUGACGAAUGCAUUGGCCUUAUUACAACUACUUGUGAAAUAAAUUGUGUGAUUAAUCUCCUUGAUUAAUGCGAUUAUUUUUGUGUGAUUAAUCACAUGUUAACUCGUUAUUUUAUGACAGCCGUGGUAUUUAAUUUUUCUGCCUGUGACCUGUGAACAGAUACUGCGUGUUGUAGUGAAAUGUAAUAUUUUUAGACUGAUUAAGUGUAUUAAAUAGUGCUGUCAAAAAAUGACCUAUUUUAAUCAGAGGAAUCACACUUUUGGAUUAAUUGUGAUUAACCACACGUUAUGCUCGUACAUAAUUUGAACUAACUUUUAAAACACCCCAACAUUUGGACAUAAAUGCAGUUUUACUGUAACGAUGUCGUUGAACGCACUUCUGCACAUGUGAUUAAUCCGUGUAUAUACACGAUUAUUGUAAUGUUUUCUUUGUGAAUAUUAACAUGAGAUAACUCGUUAUUUUUAACAGCCCUAAUGUUUAAUUUUGCUGCGUGUGAACUUUGAACAAAUACUGCGUCUUAGUUGUAGUAAAUAAAUUUGAAUUUUUGGACCGAUGUGCUGUCAAAUGAUGACUUAUUUUAAUCAUAAUAAUUACACUUUUGAAUUUGGUUCAAUGGUGAUUAAUCACAGGUUAUUGCUCGCUUUAUGAUUUAAAGUAACUUUAAGAAGACCCCAAUAUUUGGACAUAAAUGCAGUUUUACUGUCAGGAUGUCGUUAAAAGCACUUCUACACAUUUGAUUAAUCUUCGUAUAUACAUGAUUGUUGUAAUAACUUUUUGUCAUUAAUUACAUUGAUUUAACUCGUUAUUUUUGACAAUGUUUAAUUUUGCUGCCUGUGAAGUUUGAACAAUUACCGCGUCUUAGUUGUAGUAAAUAAAUUAGAAUUUUUGGACCAAUUAAGUGUAUUUAAACUUGCUGUCAAGUUAUUACUUAUUUUAAUCAUAAUAAUUACACUUUUGAAUUUGGAUUAAUGGUCAUUAAUCACAGGUUAUUACUCGCUUUAUGAUUUAAACUAACUUUAGAAAGACCCCAACAUUUGGACAUAAAUGCAGUUUUACUGUCAGGAUGUCGUUGAAAGCACUUCUACACAUGUGAUUAAUCUUCUUAUAUACAUGAUUAUUGUAAUAACUCUUUGUGAUUAUUAAUAUGAGUUAACUCGUUAUUUUGACAACCCUAAUGUUCAAUCAUUCUAUAAACCAAUACUGUAUUAUUUUUAGUAAAUAAUAUGGACCAAUUAAGUGAAAUUGGAUCAUUUUUUUAUGUGCCUCGGCGCAGUGGUUGGGAAUCACUCACAUGUCACCCUUUCUCCUUUGUGACUGACUUAGUCGGUUUGUGUGAAAUCUAUAGAAGACAAAAGGUUUUAAGCUUACCAAUAUUUAGUUUGUAGAGGAAAUAAUUUGUUUUGUACACAGUGCCUUUGUCACAAAGAAAAGAGUCAUUUUAUUGUUACUAUUAGUAUUAUCCUAUUCAUCUUCUUGCUCAGCUGUUCAUUGCAACAUGUAGACGAUGUAAACAUGCUAACCUGCAUCCUUUCCUUUUGUACUUGUUCAGCCUGAUACAUUUGAUAACAUCACACAUGGGAACACAUCAAUUAAUGUACGUGGCUGCAAGAAUUUAGAGUUAACUGUUGCUAUUUUUGUGAUAUUCGCAUCAGCUAUAUUUAGUCAUUGUUUUGGCCAGUAUAUUUUUGUGCCAAAAAUUGCUUUGUGUUACUCUAAGACCAAACUUAGACCUAUGCCUUAACUCUCAUUUGAAAACAUUCAAAUCAUGUGUAUGUUGUGACAAAAAAAAAAAAAAGAGAAUCGUACUAAAAUUGUGGAUUUUUAGUUAUGCUUCCCAUGUUAACACUGACCUUUUGAAAAGUAGAUCAAGCAUGGCGUUUGAUGCAUGUGUUCAUGCUAUUCUGUGUUGUGCGCCAUCCUCUAAUAAAAGAUAUACUGUAUACAAA